UUUUGCAUUAUCGCAUUUACGUUUCUAGAAAAGCCCAAGAUCAAGUUAAAAGGAAAAAAUAUCGAUGCUUACGCACGCAUCGUGGUAACCAUCAAUAAGCAAAAUAAGAACACGAACAAAGCCGGGGAGGAGGGCACAUAUAUUAUAUCAAGGAUCCCUGAUAUAAGUUCGGGUUUACAAAACUGAUACAUAGCUGUCUCCAAUACAGUUUUCCAAUAGACUUUGUAGUGAAAACAUGUGCUUUAAACAUCAUAGUGGCAUUCUGUUCUUUUUUCUUUUCAACAUGAGUUAAUAUAAUUAAAAUAAUUGUGGAUAGUUAUUAUUUAUACGUAUUUUAAGAAAUAUCUAUUUUAUUUCAAAAGAAAAGAAAUAUUUAUGAGAUCCUAUUUAAUUAUCAUGUGUUGUAGAAUUUAAAAACGAUAAAAUUAUGUAUAUGUCUACUGAUCAUUGGAAAGAUAGAAAUACGCACCAUGAUAGCGGAUCGGAAAGUACACCAUUACUUUCCUCAGAUUCUCAUUGUAGUCAUGGAUCGGUUAUAUUUCAAAAUUCUGAAACAAGUGAUUUAGAAUUUAAAUAUGAAAGUAUAGAAGCUGGUAGCUUAAAUUCAACGGCUACUGUACUUCCAAAAAGAUUAUCUUCUGUUUUACAAGACAAUACAUCUACAGCAAAUAUAUAUUGUCCUUUUACUGAAGAAAAAUGUUAUGGAAUACACGACUGUAGUUUGAUAAAGAACAAAAACUAUGACAAGAGUUAUGAACAAUCAUUGUCAAAGGAAUUUAAUAGAGAAUAUCUAUCAAGCAACUUUACAAUACGACAAGAAAGUAUCGAGAUUUCAGAUAAAGAUAUUAGGCCGAAACAAAGUUCUCUAGUCACAAUUUUCUCAGUAUGGAACACGAUAUUGGGCUCAUCUUUGCUUACUAUGCCAUGGGGUAUUCAAAUGGCAGGUUUUUUUCCUGGAAUUAUCCUUGUAUUAGCAAUGGGUGGUUUGUGUCUUUACACUGCUUAUCGUUUAAUAAUCGUACACCAAUACCAUGGUUCACAAGAGAAAAUCGAAGUUGUACAGUUAAGUCGAAUAUAUCUCAAUAAAUGGGUAGAAUACAUAGCAAGGAUCUUUAGUAUUUCCGUUUUGUUAGGUGCAACAAUAGCCUACUGGAUAUUGAUGUCCAAUUUUUUAUAUAAUUCAGUUAAUUUUUUUUAUGAUAAUAUCAUGGGACUGCCUACUUACUCUAUAACUGAUAAUAGCACAGAUACUGCAGAAGUUUUGUGUACAAGAAAAGAAAUAUAUAAUGGCAGUGAUAUAAUAAUGGCACAAGAACGUACAUUCGAUGCUUUAGGUCCAGCAUGGGAUUUACAUAAAACAGUACCUGCAUUUUUAGCUAUAAUAAUAUUUCCAUUACUUAACUUCAAUAGCACUACAUUUUUCACGAAAUUCAAUUCUCUUGGAACUGUUUCGAUUAUAUACAUAAUUAUAUUCGUUUUAAUAAAAUCUGCGUCAUGGGGUCUACAUAUGGAUAAAGCAAUGUGGGAAAUUAGUUGGGUAUUGAAGCCUACAUUCCCAGCAUUGUCUGGUAUGCUAGCAUUAUCAUUUUUCAUUCACAAUAUUAUAAUCACUAUAAUGCAGAGUAAUCGUGAUCAGUCUAAAAAUGGAAGAGACUUAACAAUAGCGUAUGCUCUUGUUACAAUAACUUAUAUUAUAGUAGGUGUAGCAUUUUUUGUGUGCUUUCCUCUUGCCAAAUCAUGUAUUCAAGAUAACUUAUUAAAUAAUUUUCAAAAAUGGGAUGUUUUAACAGUAGGUGCUCGUAUAGUAUUACUAUUUCAACUAUUAACAGUUUACCCAUUACUCACAUACAUGUUAAGAAUUCAAUUAAUUUCAUCGAUAUGUAAAACAUCUACCAUAUAUAGCACAUUAAUAACCAAUUUUAUUUUGGUUUCAAUCUGUAUAUUAUUUGCAACAUUUCUACCAUACAUUGGAACUAUCAUAAGAUAUACCGGUGCUUUAAGUGGCUUAAUUUACGUAUUUACUUUACCAUGUUUACUUCAUUUAUCUUUUUUGCGAAAGCAGGGAAAAUUGACUACGAUUUCAACAAUUGUACAUUUAAUUAUACCAAUUAUUGGUAUAUUAAACCUUAUAGCUCAAUUUUUUAUAGUUGAUCAUUGAUAUUAAAUGUAAUGUCUUGACAAAAUUAUUACUAUAAAUUCAUAUUUAAUUUUAUAUAAUAAAACGCAUCAAUUUUGUUAGA
Vespula pensylvanica (western yellowjacket) is the source of this 2240-nucleotide messenger RNA. Its product is annotated as sodium-coupled neutral amino acid transporter 9 homolog. Gene Ontology annotation, biological process: amino acid transmembrane transport. NCBI's taxonomy places the organism in Eukaryota, Metazoa, Arthropoda, Insecta, Hymenoptera, Vespidae. The coding region runs from base 428 to 2158 and encodes 576 amino acids. The record is from RefSeq and is a predicted model, not a curated record. The transcript is spliced from 11 exons. Gene Ontology annotation, molecular function: amino acid transmembrane transporter activity.